AUGGCCAUGAAAAUAGACGACGAGCUACCUCCUGAAAACGAAUUCGGAGACGGAGUUUCGUGGGCCCGAGGCCCGCUCUUGGGAAAAGGGGCUUACUCGCGCGUGUACAAGGCGACGCUCAAGGACGGCCGCUCUGAGUACAGCUGCCUCCCGCCGGAGAUGGCUGUGAAGUCCGCCGACGUUUCUUAUUCCGACACUCUCCAGAUGGAGAAGCACAUGAUGACCGGGUUGCUCCCGUGUCCCCAGCUGAUCCAGUGCUUCGGCGACGAGUUGACCCAGGGAGAAGGCGGCAAGAUGGCGUACAAUCUGCUUCUGGAGUACGCCGGCGGCGGGACCCUAGGCGACCGAAUGAACAAAUUCGGUGGCGACGGGCUGCCGGUGUACGAGGUGAAGAUGCACACACGGUCCCUCCUCAGAGGCCUGAAUCACAUCCACAUGUCGGGAUACAUCCACUGUGAUCUAAAGCCCGACAAUAUUCUACUCGUGCCUCGACCCAGAAAAAGAAUAACCGGUCAAACCGAGUUCAAGGCAAAAAUCGGAGAUUUCGGCCUGGCAAAAAGGGCAAAGCGGUCCAACUGCAAGAAGAGGAAAUUAUGGGAGGCUAAUUCUUGCAGCUGGCGGGGAACCCCUAUGUAUCUGUCCCCUGAAACCGUGAUGGGCAGCGAGCAAGAGGCGGUGUCCGAUAUUUGGGCGCUCGGCUGUGUGGUGCUGAGGAUGCUGACGGGGAAGGAGCCGUGGGAAGGGAGGGACAAUGAGGAGAUCCUGGCAAAGAUAGGGACGGAGUCGGAAAUUCCAAAAAUUCCCAAGAAGGUGUCAAAGGACGCGCGGCAUUUUCUCAGGUGCUGUUUCGAGAGGAAGCCCCUGUACCGUUUGACGGCCGACCUCCUAUUGGAACACCCGUUUCUCGAUGGGUUGGGUAGUGACGAUGACUAUGAGUUUGAGGAGGAUUGUGGGUCGGUGGACGUGUUUGAGUUCGAGAGUGAUGUGGACGACGAGUUAAGCUGUGACAAUAUUAAUAUUGGCUCCUUUGAUUCAAAUUUGGAUUUGGAUUCGGAUUCGGAUUCGGAUUCGAGCGACGAGCCCUCAUGCUAUUCUUCUGUUGGAAGCGAGGUGCCCUCGAGAUACGGACGACACAAUGCGGUUGGUCAGAGUAUUAAUGGUCCUGCAGUGAAUUUUAUGAGAGAAUCGAAGGAGACGAACUCCGCACUUUCGCCUUCGUGCAUUGCUCGUGAACAGGCAAUGGCGGGAAAGGAAAACGGGGCCGUUCGGGAAAAGACUGUGAAUGAAUAUGGCGACGGGGUUGCAUGGAUUAGGGGUCCAAUCAUCGGAAAGGGGAGUUUUGGGCGGGUUUACACGGCGACUCUGAAAAAUCCCAGAUCAAAAUACAGCUGCUUCCCGGCUGUGAUGGCGGUCAAGUCGGCUGAAAUCUCUCGUUCGGGCACAAUUCAGAAAGAAAGGGAGGUAAUGAGCAAUUUGAAUUCCAGUCCGUAUUUGAUUAAGUGUUUCGGAGAAGAGACGACCGUGGGUGACAACGGCAUCAUGGCUUAUAAUCUGUUGUUGGAAUAUGGCUCCGGCGGGACCUUAGCCGGUAGGAUCGAGAAAUCGGGCGGCAAAGGGUUGCCCGAACUUGAAGUUCGGUCACAUACGAGGUCUAUUCUUAGAGGCUUGAAUCACAUUCACGCAGCUGGGUACGUGCAUUGCGAUAUGAAGCCUGAUAACAUACUACUCGUGCACAGAACAGCUGGAAAAGGUGCGAAAUUCGCAGGGUUCACUCCGAAAAUCGGUGAUUUCGGCUUGGCAAAGAGAGGGAAAUGGGAGUCGAGGAAGAGAAAGUUUAUGGAGCCCUGUUACUGGCGGGGCACACCCACUUACCUGUCACCCGAAGCUGUGGUCGAGAGCAUACAAGAGGCGCCGUCUGAUGUGUGGGCUGUCGGGUGCAUUGUGCUCGAGAUGUUAACGGGUAAGCCCGCGUGGGACGAGAAAAAUGCCAAUCAAAUUCUUGAAAAGAUUAGGGCUGCUAAUGAACUUCCCAGAAUUCCUGAUAAGUUGUCGGAGGAUGCUCGGGAUUUUUUAAAGCGUUGUCUCGUGAGGAAAUCGAUGUAUAGGUUCACUUGUGAGAUGCUUUUAGAUCAUCCGUUUCUUGAAGACAUGGCUAGUGUUGAUGAUGAUGAUGAGGAUAAUGCAUUGGAAAAGUCUGAUGGUUUUGAAUGUCUGAAUGAGAUUGAGUCUGCAGAGGUGGAGUAUGAAAGUGAGGAGAUUGGUGAAGACUUUUUUGCAGACGAGUCGGAUGGGCCGUCUUCGUAUUGGUCUGAUUUGUCCAGGGAGAAAGAACCUGAAGUUGUUGAAAGAGAAGGCAUAACCAGCUCGCGUACAGAUGCUGGUGUACCUCAGGUUAUAACUAAAAGACUGGCAACAUUGUCGGGCUAG
Striga hermonthica is the source of this 2427-nucleotide messenger RNA. The record is from the annotation of a GenBank genome assembly. Lineage: Eukaryota; Viridiplantae; Streptophyta; Magnoliopsida; Lamiales; Orobanchaceae.